CUUCGCUUAUUUGUCUAAAUCGCCGCAUCAUUUCAAAAACCCCAAAACAUCUUGUUUUGCUUUACUCUCGAUUCUCAUUCAUGGAGUUUCACGGUCUUCCAAGAAAGGAGCUUCAAGCUCUUUGCAAGAGGAACAAGAUUCCUGCUAAUAUGACUAACGUUGCCAUGGCUGACGCUCUCGCCGCUCUUCCACAGGUUGAGGGAUUGGGUGAAAUUAUGAAUCCAAAGGAAGGUGGUGAUAUUGGUACUCCGGCUGUUCAACCUCGAACAGCUGGUAGAACUACAACUCAAAGGAAGCCGGCGAAAGAAUCGGAAAGCUCUAAGAUCUCUACACGACCUAGCCGUGGUGUUAGAUCUGGAGUAGCUGAAGGAGAGGUUGAGCAGGAGAACAAAAAUGCCAAUGUCCCUGUUACUACUCCUGCUGUUGUGCCGUGUACCAGGAGAAGGGGUCCUGCGGUUUCUACUCGUGGAAAGAAGGAAGUGAUCAUUUUAGAUGAUGAUGAAGAAGAUGAUAAGAAUGAGGUCGAUGAAAGGCCGAAGGAUGUGCCGGCUAAAACUCCUGCUGUAGCGCCUAAAAGUAGGACAAGAGCAGCGGGCCGUUCGGUUCGCGACAAGAAAGAUGUCUCGGCUGGAACUUCGUUGCAGAAUGCUUAUAGCACAAGGAGGUCCGUGAGAGUGUUGGGCAAGAGCUUGUCAAAGGUUAGCUUGGUGGAGACUGAGGACAAGGAGCAGACCAAGAGUGAGGAUGUUUCUGACGAUGGAACUAGUUUGCAGACAGAAUCAAAUGGGGUUUCUCAGAACAAUGAUGAAGUGGAAGUUUCCUCUGUAAACAAAGCUGAAUCUGAAACCAAGUCACAUGAUUCUGGUUCAGAAGAGAAAUCUGCUGACGCAGAGGAUGUGUUGCAGGCUGAACCAGAAGUAGAGGGUUCAGAGAAUGUUAAUCAAGUGGAGGCACAUGAGAACCUAGGUUUAAAUCUGGAAGACAGUUUUGAGACAUGUGUUGAUUCAAAAGAAGCAGAAUCGGAGCAGCCUGAACUGGAAGAAUCUGGUAAUGCUGAUGGAACUGAAAAUAAGGAAAGCUUUGGAGCCAAACAAGAUCAAACUAUGGAGUUUGCUGCCUCAGAAGAGACACCUCUGGAAGUUACUGACCAAGCUAUUGGUGAUACUGCUGAAAUUGAAAAUAAGGAAACCUUUGGAGCCAAACAAGAUCAAGUGGAGGAGUUUGUUGCCCCAAAAGAGGCUCCUCUGGAAGUUGCUGACCAAGGCAUUGGCGCUUCGACUGAUGUCGUGUCUGGUGAUAUUUCUAUGGAAGUUGCUGACCAAAAGGAAGUUGCUGGCUUGUCUGUUGAAGCAUCUGAGGAAGCUUUCAAGGGGACUGCUGAACAAGCUACUGUUGGCUUGUCCGUUGAGGCUUCUGAAGAGGCUUCUAAGGAGAUUUCUCACCAAGUUAUUGCCUCUUCAACCGACCUGGUGUCUGAUGAUUCUAAGGAAGUUUCUCACCAAGAAGAUGUUGCUGACUUGUCUGUUGAAGCAUCUGAAGAAAUACCCAAGGGAACUGCCGAACAAACUUUUGUUGGCUUGUCCUUUGAGUCAUCUGAAGAAGCUUCUAAAGAGAUUUCUCACCAAGCUUUUGCCUCUUCAACCGAUGCGGUGUUUGAUGAUGCUUCUAAUGAAGUGUCUGCUGAGGUAUCUGAAGUGGCUUUUAAGGAGAUUGCCGAACUAGCAACUACUGAGGUAUCUGAAGUGUCCCUUGAGUCAUUUGAAAAAGCUUCUCAGGAGUCUUCUCACCAAGGUGUUGCUGACAUGGUAGUUGAAGAGGUAGAGAAUGUAGAGGGUGCAGUUUCUGCUAUUCUAGCAGAAAAAGAUGAAACUUCUGGUAGAGCUGAAGAUGAGGGCGAAAAAGAAAGCAGCGACGUUGAAAAGGUAAUUCUUGAACUUUCAAUGAUGGAUGUUUCUUCAAAGAAAGAGGCUGACCAGAAUAAUACAUCCCAGAAGCUGGAAGUAGAAGCUCAAGCUGAGGAACUUGGCACAGAAGGACACGCUGAACUUGAAGAUGAGAGCGAAAAAGAAAGCAACAGUGUUGAAAAGGUAACUCUUAAACUUUCAAUGAUGGAUGUUUCUGCAAAGAAAGAGGCUGACCUGAAUAAUACAUCCCAGAAGCUGGAAGUAGAAGAAAACCCUGAGCUUGAAGCGGUGGUUCAAACCAAUGAUCAGAAAACCAAUGAGUCGGUGGCUGUUGAGCAGAUAAUGAAAGUACCCAUUUGCUCGCCUCAGUUGGAAACUAAGGAAAAGUUGAAAACCAUUCAGGAUAUGAGUGUGCGGAGACUCAGAAAGUUGCUGAAAUCAGGAACCAGGGAAAUUUCAAAUGAAAUUCAAGCAGUUACUAGUGUUGACAGUGACAUGAACAAGCAGGUGCUGAAAUCAGGAACCCAAGAAAUUUCUGAUGAAAUUCAAGCAGUUACUGGUGUUGACAGUGACAUGAGCAAGCAGUUACUGGAAUCAGGAGCCAAAGAAAUCUCUAAUGAAAUUCAAGCAGUUACUAGUGUUGAGAGUGAUGUGAACAAUCCAAAUGCAAAGAAGGAAAACUCGAAAACCAUAAAUGUUCAAAAUAUGAGUAUGAGAGGUCUGAAAAAAUUGCUGAAGGAGAAGUUAGAUGGAAAACUAGCCAUGGCUGAUAAUGAUGAUGUCCAAAUGCAGGGAGUGGAGAAGAAGAGAACUGCACUGCAAGCACUGCCACAAAAUCAGUUGCCUGAGAAAAAGGCCGCGUAUUAGGAGUGAUAUUAAAGUAAUAUUAGGUGAGACCAUUUAGAAUGUGGAGUAUGAGAGUGUUAUACUUUAUGAGGUGGAGAAUCCAAACCUUGGUUUGGCUUAUGUUUUUCUCAUUUUACUUUUAAUGGUAUUAUUACAUUGUUACAAACACUUAUUGGGGCACUCUUUUAUGCACCAAAUUGCCUAUUAAUUUUAUGUUGCUUUAUUACCUGUUAGAUUUUGAAACAGUUUUUUGAUGAAAUUUAUAAUAGAUUUUGAGACAUAUUUAUGAAUCUCUAAUAAACGUGGAGUUCAAGGA
Messenger RNA from Vicia villosa (hairy vetch), 3066 nucleotides. RefSeq lists its product as uncharacterized. Bases 81 to 2771 code for a protein of 896 amino acids. The transcript has 4 exons. The record is from RefSeq and is a predicted model, not a curated record. Lineage: Eukaryota; Viridiplantae; Streptophyta; Magnoliopsida; Fabales; Fabaceae.